AUGGACCAACAGAAUCGAUCAUCACUGACUGAAUUCAUUCUGAUGGGGGUCACAAAGCAGGCUGAACUUCAGGCUCCCCUUUUGGGGGUCUUCCUCAUCAUCUACACAAUCACAGUGGUGGGAAAUCUGGGCAUGAUCAUCUUAACUCAAGUGGAUUCCCGGCUACACACACCUAUGUACUUUUUUAUCAAACACUUGGCUUUCAUUGAUCUUGGUAAUUCUACUGUCAUUUGUCCCAAGAUGCUGGUGAAUUUUGUUGUGGAUCAAAAUACCAUUUCCUAUUAUGCAUGUGCCACACAAUUGGCUUUCUUCCUUAUGUUCAUUAUCAGUGAAUUUUUUAUCUUGUCGGCCAUGGCCUAUGACCGCUACUUGGCUAUCUGCAACCCUCUGCUGUACAAUGUUAUCAUGUCCCAGAGACUUUGUUAUAUGCUGGUAGGCAUUCCAUAUCUCUACAGUACCUUUCAGGCACUCAUGUUUACUAUUAAGAUUUUUACACUGACUUUUUGCGGCUCUAAUGUCAUCAGUCAUUUCUACUGUGAUGACAUUCCCUUGUUACUUAUGCUCUGCUCAAAUGCACAAGAAAUAGAAUUGUUGAUCAUACUGUUUUCAGCAUUUAAUUUGAUCUCUUCCCUCCUGAUCAUCCUAAUGUCCUACAUACUGAUCCUGAUAGCGAUAUUUCAAAUGUGUUCUGCAGAGAGCAGGAAAAAAGCUUUCUCCACAUGUGGUUCUCAUCUGAUGGUGGUGGUGGUGUUCUAUGGGUCUCUACUAUUUAUGUAUAUGCAGCCCAACUCCACUCACUCCUUUGAUACAGAUAAAAUGGCCUCUGUGUUUUAUACUUUAGUGAUUCCCAUGCUUAACCCCUUGAUCUACAGCUUAAGGAACAAAGAAGUGAAAAAUGCCUUCCAAAGGGUCUUAAAGAAUAAGUGCAAACUUAGUAUCUAA
This is a messenger RNA of Odocoileus virginianus texanus, 942 nucleotides long. RefSeq names its product olfactory receptor family 8 subfamily K member 5 (gene OR8K5). Gene Ontology annotation, cellular component: membrane. Gene Ontology annotation, biological process: G protein-coupled receptor signaling pathway; sensory perception of smell. The record is from RefSeq and is a predicted model, not a curated record. NCBI's taxonomy places the organism in Eukaryota, Metazoa, Chordata, Mammalia, Artiodactyla, Cervidae. Gene Ontology annotation, molecular function: odorant binding; olfactory receptor activity; G protein-coupled receptor activity.